Messenger RNA from Rhagoletis zephyria (snowberry fruit fly), 576 nucleotides. Its product is annotated as protein lethal(2) giant larvae-like. NCBI's taxonomy places the organism in Eukaryota, Metazoa, Arthropoda, Insecta, Diptera, Tephritidae. The record is from RefSeq and is a predicted model, not a curated record.
UUAAAAUUUGAUUUUUCUAGUGGCAUUUCAUCGCUAUGCUUUACAAACGGUGGCGAAGCAUUAUAUAUGCUCUCCUCUUCUGAAUUGCAACGCAUUUCUCUAUCAGCCACGAAAGCUGUGACUCCACAAGGCGCCAUCGAAGUGAAAGAAUUGAUCAGCUUUGAACACACUAACACAACCGCUGAUAGAAGCAGUGUAAAUGAUGAGAACGAAGAGCACAUUGAGGCGACGAAUUCAACUUCCGCAACUCAUUCACAGGAGACUCUAUCGAGACUUGGCCAAAAACAUCUUGCAGUCGACACUGAAUCACAACAGCGAGGAAUCAGUGUAACCAAUGGUGAUAACUCGACUAUGGAAAACAAUUCUCUAAAUCGUGGUAACGAAACAAUCACCAGCUCAAUGGGUGAUAUAACUGUAGACUCUGUAAGGGACCAUUUGAACGCCACAACAACUACCUUAUGUACGGCGACAACUGAAGAAAUUGUGGGGUGUUUUGCAAUGAGGUAGUGGCAGGUACUGGCCGACUGGAAAAACGCCCGAAAAUUUUACCAGAGUUAGGCGACUUAGGGAAGGUUU